Symbiodinium sp. CCMP2456 is the source of this 1344-nucleotide messenger RNA. The record is from the annotation of a GenBank genome assembly. NCBI's taxonomy places the organism in Eukaryota, Dinophyceae, Suessiales, Symbiodiniaceae.
AUGAACACUUUCGAGUUUCUGAGUUUGGCCUACGGCUGGCAGGUUCUUGUCGUGGACAACGGCGACCAGGACGUGGGUGCCAUCCGUAAGGCCAUUGCCGAAGCGAAAGCUUGCACGGACAAGCCCACCUUGAUCAAGGUGAAGACCACCAUCGGUUUCGGAUCGCCGAACAAGGCUGACAGCCACGAUGCGCAUGGCGCCCCCCUGGGAGCGGAUGAGGCUGAGGCAACGCGCAAGCAGCUGGGCUGGAGCUAUGGUGAGUUCGAGGUGCCGGAGCACGUCUAUGCCGCUUUCAAGAAGCAGGCAGAUGCUGGUGUCGAGAAGCAAGCCGAGUGGGACAAGCUCUUCGCAGCCUACAAGGAGAAGGAGCCGGAGCUUGCGGCCCAGUUCGAGCGUGCAGUGCUCAACAGGAAACUGCCGGACAACUGGGAGGAGUGCUUGCCCAAGCUGACACCAGAGGACACUGGCAAGGCCACGCGCCUUCACUCGCAGGACUGCCUCAAUGCCAUCGCCCCCGUCCUACCUGAGUUCAUGGGCGGUUCUGCCGACCUGGCACCCUCCAACAUGACCCUGAUGAAGUGCACUGGCGACUUCUUGAAGGACAGCUACUCGGAGAGGAACUUCCGCUUCGGCAUCCGUGAGUUCGGCAUGGGAGCAGUGUGCAACGCCCUGUCGCUGGACAAGACAGGCAUCAUCCCUUACUGCGCUACCUUUACCAUCUUCACCGACUAUAUGCGCUCUGCCAUCCGAAUCGCUGCCUUGUCGCAAGCUGGCACAAUCUUCGUGACGACACACGACUCCAUCGCUGUAGGCGAGGAUGGACCUACCCACCAGCCCAUCGAGACUAUCCCCUCUCUGCGUCUCAUUCCCGACCUCACGGUCAUGAGGCCGGCGGACGGCAACGAGACGGCAGGCGCCUACAAGUAUGCUGUGGAGCGCUCCAAGUAUGAAUCUCGGCCCACCAUGAUGGCCUUCUCACGACAGGCACUGCCCAACAUUCCUAAUUCCUCCAUCGAGAAUACCAUGAAAGGUGCCUACGAAGUGACGGAGUGCGCCGACCCGGAGGUGAUCAUCAUCGGCACAGGCUCCGAGGUGCACGUCUGCCUGGAUGCCGCCAAGGCCAUGGACCAGAAGGUUCGCGUGGUGUCCAUGCCAUCAGUGGAAGUCUUCCGGGAGCAGUCGGACAGCUACAAGGACUCCCUGCUCCCGAAGGGCGUCCCAACUCUUAGCGUUGAGGCUGCGUGCACCUCGGGCUGGGAGGAGUUCUCCACAGCUCAGGUGGGCAUCAACGUCUUCGGCGCAUCGGCUCCCGGCGGUACCUGCCUGGACAAGUUUGGCUUCAAU